AUGGAAUGUGAUUUUGAAGAUAAGUAUCUAAGGAUCCGAGAGGAAAAUUUGCUGCUGAAAAAACAGGCAAAUGAGGCAAACAACAACAUUAAAUUAUUGACUACUCGAUUAAAUCGAUUACUUGAGAUGAAAAAGCGAGCUUUGGUCAAUGAGAAAAACAAGAAACUGGUCAGCUUGGAGGAAAUGUUAUUCAAUUUACAGUUGAAAAUGGGUCAACUUGAAAGUGAAAACAGGAAGCUUCGACAGCGAAGUUUAGUACUGCAGACUAAAUUGGAUGCUGUUCGUCGUCGCCAGUACAGAUCAAUGUACUCGAGUGUCCCAUCAAGAACUGAUAGUGGUCUAGAAUGGAUCGAUUCAUCAUCCAACCAUAAUUUCAACUCUAAACCAUCGUCAGCUCGUUUAACUGUACAUCAUCGAUCUUCUUCAACCAUUUCAUUGAAUCGAGUGACAUUUAAUUCAACUCCAUCAGAUCUUGUACAUCGAAAUCCAAGUGAUGUUAAAUUUGAUUCUGUCCAUUCAAUUAAACCAAUGGAUGGCCAAGCAAGACCUUUUUCCACUUCGAAAAUAGGACAUCAACGAACAGCUUCGGGAAAUCUUUUACAUAGGAUUAGUGUAAAUGAAGGAGACGUCAAAGCUCGCGGCAGAAACAACUUUGUUCAGCAAUUGUUAAAAGAAACACAGGAUGAAAUUGGACGCCUUCAAGAGAUAAUUGUUUUGCAGCAACAUUACAUUGAUAGCAUACAAUCUGAAGUAAAUCGGGCUAAUAGUGAAGAGGACGUUAGCGAGCUAGUUAAGUCUUCACAAGAAGAUGGAACAACUGAGCCUCGAAGACAAACGAUCGGAGAAACGACCCUAUUGACUGUUGAAAAUUCAACAUCACACUCAUUGAAUGCUGAUUCUAUUGAUGCAAAUUUCAAUAAAACUCAAAAGAGUUUACAGGUUUUUAGGAGUGGAUUGGAUUUGGACAAAAUUUUAACCACUAAAGGCAUUCCCAAUGAGAUUGUUGUUCACAUAGAAAAGUUGACGUCCGAGUUGAUUGAAUCACAAAAUGUCAUCAAAAGCUUGAGAUCCCAGUUGAUCAGAGAUAAUUUGGCAACAGUUAAAAUUGUCGAGAUUAAGCAAAAACUGGAUCAUUUGACUCAAGAAAAUGAGAUCCUUGAAAAGUCUUUGCGAAACUGUAUUGGAACUUGUAUUUCUGGCCUGGAAAAGGAUUGCCUUGAUGAUGGUGACAAUGGGAAUGGGAAAACUCAAGACUCGAAUCAAUAUGCUGAUAUGAGAAUCAAAAAUCUUCAGGAAAAAAUUAGCCAAUUGAUUUCUGAGAAUGCUGAACAAGCUCAAUCCCUGAAAGAAAAGACUCAGUUAGUAAAUUUACUCCAAGAAAAAUACAGCAAUUUAAAGGAAGCUUACGAUCUAAUGAUUUCUUCCAGUAGAUCAUCUUUAAACAGAUCCGGUUCGACUCAAUCACUUGCUUCAACCUCUCCUAGAAGCACGAAAACUGAAUCACGUUUGAAUACACAUUUUACUUAUACCGGUGCUAAUAUCGGCGAUCAAAUGGAUAACAGCGAUGAAGGCAAGUUAUCUAAUGAUAAAGUGCAAUUGAAAGGAACUGAGAAAGACACAAUUCUUGACUCUCUAGGCCACGUUCGUGAAAUGGUUGAAAGUGUUCAAAGUGAACUGGAGAAUGGCUUGAAAUUGAAUAAUUUCCCAGAUAAUUGA
This is a messenger RNA of Tetranychus urticae (two-spotted spider mite), 1716 nucleotides long. RefSeq lists its product as uncharacterized. Lineage: Eukaryota; Metazoa; Arthropoda; Arachnida; Trombidiformes; Tetranychidae. The record is from RefSeq and is a predicted model, not a curated record.